Molecule: messenger RNA, 1927 nt
Organism: Olea europaea var. sylvestris
Lineage: Eukaryota; Viridiplantae; Streptophyta; Magnoliopsida; Lamiales; Oleaceae
Product: E3 ubiquitin-protein ligase SINAT3
Exons: 4
Coding region: 944-1720 (258 amino acids)
Biological process (GO): multicellular organism development; ubiquitin-dependent protein catabolic process
Cellular component (GO): cytoplasm
Molecular function (GO): protein binding; ubiquitin protein ligase activity; zinc ion binding
Source: RefSeq, a predicted model, not a curated record
UUUUGAUUGAAAGAUGACGAUUACAGAAAUUAAAAGAACAAUUCUAAGCAUUCGAGAGGCUUAGAUCUCUCCCCCUAACUUUUCAACUAAUUCUCUGCAUGCCCCUCCCCAAUCCCUCCCCCAUUACAUUUAUAGGCAACUUAUCACACCAUUAUUCUCCAAAAUACCCUGCCCCUAACUGAAUAAACUUCUCAAUUCUUCUAGGUCUUUCCACGUUGAUAGGAGUCUAUCAGUUUCUUAGUGACGCAAGGGGUUUAAGUCAUAGUUUUGAAGCGGUUGCCUUAAACCUGUAGCUGUCUCUAUCACUCCGCAAUGUAACUACCUUGUGUUUCUCUAACCCUUUUUCAAAAUUAAUUAACUAAACGUGGAUAAUUUGAUGUGUGACCAAAAAUGAAAAAAACUAUUUUGAGAACCAGACCGGACAGGCUGAUUUGACCAGGAAACUGGGAAGCGGACCAGAAACAAGUCUGAUCACAUGGAUAAACCAUUAUAGAAAGAAACAAGUGAAAAGCAAUUGGUGAACCUGCUGAACCGAACACGGUUUUUAUGGUGAAGUUUACUUUAAAAAAAAAAGAAGAAGAAGAAGAAGAAAAUUCGUUGAAUCAACUUCUUCAUCUUCGGUCUUCAUGUCCUAGUUUCGCAAGAGCUUCAUUAUCUUCCUCGGCAGGCACCUUUAUGAGUAUGUGGAGAUCUAAAUAGGUUAAGAAGAAAGGGAGCUUGGUGGGUACUGCAGAACAACAAAAAGUUAAAAAGGGGGAAUGUGAAUGGUUAAGAAAUGGUAUUGCUGAAUGGAUUGUGGUGCUGUGUUUGAAUUUCCCUUUGAUUUUUUGUGCUUAGCACUUCUGCCCUUUUGCUUUGGAAAUUUAAUUUUGCCCCUGAUAUCCUUCAUAGAAAGGGAGAAAUUAAUUGAUAUAUUUAUUGGAUCUGUCGGGACAAGGGCUAGAUGAUAGAGAAACAAGAGCGGUUUUGGUGCCACAAUGGCCAUACUCUCUGUUCCACCUGUAAAGUACGGGUUUACAAUCGUUGUCCUACUUGUAAACAAGAACUUGGUGAUAUUCGAUGUUUAGCAUUAGAGAAGGUUGCCGAAUCACUUGAACUUCCUUGCAAUUAUUUCUCCCUUGGAUGCCCGGAGAUCUUUCCAUACUACAGUAAGUUGAAGCACGAGGUGGUUUGUAAUUUUAGGCCUUACAAUUGCCCAUAUGCUGGCUCUGAGUGCUCAGUAGUUGGGGAUAUACCAUACCAGGUUGCUCAUUUGAGAGAUGAUCACAAGGUAGAUAUGCACUCCGGAUGCACAUUCAAUCACCGCUAUGUCAAAUCAAAUCCUCGAGAUGUGGAGAACGCUACAUGGAUGCUGACUGUUUUCCAUUGUUUUGGUCAGUAUUUCUGUCUUCAUUUUGAAGCUUUUCAACUUGGCAUGGCUCCUGUUUAUAUGGCAUUUCUUCGAUUCAUGGGCGACGAAGUGGAGGCUCGAAACUACAGUUAUAGCUUGGAGGUGGGGGGAAAUGGCCGUAAACUUAUCUGGGAAGGCACCCCACGGAGCAUCCGGGAUAGUCACAGAAAAGUUCGGGAUAGUCAUGACGGCCUCAUUAUACAGCGUAAUAUUGCACUUUUUUUCUCGGAAGGAGAUAGGAAAGAGCUUAAACUUCAUGUAACGGGGCAAAUAUUGAAGGAAAAACAGAAUCCAGAUGCUGGAGUGUACAUAACUAGUCUAUGCAGUUAAAUGCUGCUUUGUUCACACAUUUUUCAUGUUCAUGUCGAACUUUCAGUUAACUGUUAUUAGUGGUUCGAUAUGUUUAACUUUGUCAAGAAGUGUAUGUAUAGGUUGUGGAGGUUUCAGCUUGAUCGAGACGCUUUUAUUUUUGCAAUUGAUAUGUGUUGUAAGUUCAAUACAGAUGCUGAAAGUGACUAGUAAGUGUAUAAUUUCUUC